Molecule: messenger RNA, 1563 nt
Organism: Danaus chrysippus (African queen)
Lineage: Eukaryota; Metazoa; Arthropoda; Insecta; Lepidoptera; Nymphalidae
Source: the annotation of a GenBank genome assembly
AUGAUAACAAUGGGAGGUACAAAAUCUCAUAAAAUACCCUUUUUGGAACUAGCCAGAGGUUUGCUUAGAAGGAAUCACAAUAUUACUUUACUAAGUCCUUUCACACCUGAUUUUCAUAUCGAUGGUCUGGAGGAGAUCACUCCGGAAGGCUUAAUGUCCUUUGUAAGAGGAUAUAUGACCUUUGACCUGGUGGGAGCAAGGAUGAGAGGUGAAGAACCAUUGCCAUAUAUGGAUAUUAUAAGAUAUGGUUAUGAGGCAUGUGAAGCAUUCCUAAGCGACGUCGAGACAAAAUCCUUUUUGAGAUCAGGAAGGAGCUACGAUCUUGUUAUUCUAGACGGGGCAUAUCCCGAAUGCGCUUUAGGCCUUGUUUAUCGAAUGAAAGUACCUUUCAUGUAUAUUAAUACGGUUGGAUUUUACGCAGGACCAACGAGUAUUUCGGGUAGUCCGGCACCAUACUCUGUAACUCCGAUAUUUGCCAAAGCUUUCACAGAUAAUAUGGGAUUCAUAGAUAGAGCACUCAAUUCCAUGUGGAAUAUUGGAGCCAUGUUAGGGCACAUCGCAAGUGUUACAAUUCUGCAAGGAGUUUUGAAGAGACAUUUUGGCUCAAAGAUCCCUCAUGUGUAUGAUAUGGGCAAGAAUGUCAGUUUUAUUCUCCAAAAUGGACACUAUUCGGUUUCGUACCCUCGACCGUUUUUGCCAAAUGUUGCUGAAGUAGCUUGUAUUCACUGCAAGGAACCCAAGGUUUUAAGUUCGGAUUUAGAAGAGUGGAUAGCUGGUGCUGGCGAAGCUGGUUUUGUGUACGUGUCCAUGGGAUCAUCAGUUCGGACGAAUAAGAUGCCUUUAUCAGCUCACCGUUUGUUCGUGAAGGCGUUGGGAAGACUACCGCAGCGAGUCCUUUGGAAACAGGAUGGAGAACAAAAUAUGACGGACAUACCUACCAACACCAGAAUAUACAACUGGCUACCACAGCAAGAUUUAUUAGGUCAUCCGAAAAUAAAGGCAUUUGUGACUCACGGCGGUCUUCUCAGUAUGUUCGAGACGGUCUACCACGGAGUCCCCAUCAUCAGUAUACCAGUCUUCUGUGACCACGAUGCAAACGCAGCUAAAGCUGAACUUGAUGGGUUUGCGAAAAAGUUAGAUCUUCAGCACCUGACCUCAGAUAAACUAUACAAAGCUAUCAAAGAAGUGAUCAAUGAUCCAAAAUAUAAGAAGCAAGUCAAAAUUAGACAAACACUCCUGAGAGAUCAAAAGGAAUCACCCUUGGAAAGGGCUAUUUAUUGGACGGAGUACGUAAUAAGACACAAAGGAGCUUAUCACUUACAAUCUCCAGCUAAAGACCUAAAUUUCAUUCAAUAUUACAUGUAUGAUAUAGCUGCAGUUUUUAUUCUGUCAAUAAUAUCAAUUUUUGCUCUUAUAUCCAUCGUAUUAAGGUUCGGUUUUAAAUGUGUAGUCGAAUAUUUACAUAACAAGAGAAUGGAUAAGUUGAUCAACAAGUCCAGCGACUUGUUAAAGAGAUCCUCGCAAUUAAUAGGUGAAGCCACAAUGAAGAAGAAACGAUUAUAA